Ostreobium quekettii is the source of this 1839-nucleotide messenger RNA. The record is from the annotation of a GenBank genome assembly. NCBI's taxonomy places the organism in Eukaryota, Viridiplantae, Chlorophyta, Ulvophyceae, Bryopsidales, Ostreobiaceae.
AUGUCACGACCAGUGGACUUGUCAUUCCCUAUGGUGGCAUCUCCCCCGAUCUCCAACCUGUAUCCCAACGACAAAGUUUACACGUUCAAAUUCGACCUCGACAAGAAUGAGCCCCUUCAAAUGGUUCAAUUGACGGUUGUGGAAAACGCCCGCUGCCCACAGCUGAAUGGGAUUGUCGACAGCAAUUUUUGCGUGGAUGCAAGGGGAGCUGGCAUGGAGCCCGGCUGUUCAGGUGGACCGGUCAUACUGGCGUCGGUAUCGCCGGUGGUCGACAUCGAAGUGGGGACUCCCGAGAAUGACGUGAUAGCGGGCGUCGUUUCGUACACGAACUACUCCGACAUUGAAAACAGCGGCGUUGUGUGCGUCAUUGCAAGCGAAGUGCACGCAUGGAUUCAAAACGUCACUGCUUCUCGAGAGCAUGAGCCUGAUCAGUCGACUGCCGUUCGCAUCCGUGUGGAGGGAAUCUGUCUUGGCGUUGGCACUACGGUGCUUGCGGUGGCAGUGGCUGUUCUGGUAGUGUUGCCCAGGGUUGCUGCGCGUCGAAACAGAAAUCCAGAGGAUUUCGUCGACUCAAGUGGAGUGGGAAGCUUCCCAGGCCUUGGAACAGUCAUGGAGAGUCACGUGCACCAGCUUGGCUGGAAGGAAACGCUCACGUCGCAAGAGCUACGAGAAGCGACCUGCGCCCCCCCACUGCCACAGCAAUACGUGCCACGAUCCGGGCCUGUGAAGGAAAUCGUGGCCAACUUAAUCCAGACAACUGAUCAGUUGUCUGGAUUGGAGCGUCGCGAAGGGAGCCUAAGGAUUCGGCUGAGCAUCGAAGGACUGGGCGGCAUUGGGAAGACGGUGCUCGCCACAGCCGCUGUCCAAGACGUCCAAGUCCAGGCCGCAUUCAAGGACGGGAUUUUUUGGGUUUCCUGUCGACAGUACGGGAGCCCAUCAGGGAGGGGCGCCCUCCCCCUGCUGCAAGAAAUCCGCCGGCGCGUGCUGAGUCUCUACAGAGGCCAGACAUUCCCGUUCGGGACCAGUGAGACGCUCGGCGACGGUGACUGGCUGGCUGCCAUCAACGACUUGUUCCGCGGCAGGGACUGCCUUGUCGUCCUCGACGACCUGCGCAGCAAGGAGCUCCUGGACGAGGUGGAGGACCUGGACUGUGAGCUGCUGGUCACGUCGCAGCUGUGGCGCCUGAUUGAGGACGCCCCACACAAAACGUGCCUGCAAGUGGGGCCGCUUGCGGGGGAGGAGUCCCGCCGCCUGCUGGAAAACGUGGCGGGCAACGGCGUGCACCGCCAGGAGGCUGGGCAGCUCGUGGCGUCCUGCGGGGGCCACCCAUUGGCCCUGGUGAUCCUCGGGCUGCGCCUGUGCGAGGUUUUGGACAGGGACAGACUCAGGAUGAGGUCCACGGUGGGCGCCUUUUUCGGGACACUGUCCGACCCCGUGUGCAAGUUCCGGGUGCGCAUGCCGCCGAACGCCGACUGCCUCAACCCCGAAGACAGGGAGCGCCACUGGACGCUCAUGCGCUGCUUCGACUUUGCGCUGGACGCUCUGGACAGGGAGGAGCGGGAGUGCUACAUCCUGUUGGCCGCCCUGGAACCUGGGGCCCACGCCACGUCGCCGUCGCUGCGCACGCUGUGGGACAUGGGGAGCAUGGAGAAGGCGGAGAGGAUGAUUUUCGUGCUGCGAAUGCACUGCCUGCUGCAGCCUCGGCGGCGUGAGCGCGGCAGGCCCUGGGCCUGGGGACUGCAGCCGCUGCAGCACGACCACGUCAGGGCGAUCUCAAUGUCGAACUCUCAGCGCAGGAAGCUGCUGGAAGACAGGCUCAGAGGCUGGCACUGCUACUAA